Molecule: messenger RNA, 1389 nt
Organism: Peromyscus californicus insignis
Lineage: Eukaryota; Metazoa; Chordata; Mammalia; Rodentia; Cricetidae
Gene: Laptm4a
Product: lysosomal protein transmembrane 4 alpha
Exons: 7
Coding region: 156-857 (233 amino acids)
Cellular component (GO): lysosomal membrane
Source: RefSeq, a predicted model, not a curated record
GCGCACAGGAGUUGGCAGGGACCCGGGCCGAGGGCGGGCCAGAAGACGCGUCGUUUGGCUUGGGACAGGGACGCCGAGUCGUCUGGGUUCAACCGCUGGGCGGCCGAGAGCUUUUGUCAGGGGCCUGGGCGAGAACGAGGCCCGCGAGGUUCCCGAUGGUGUCCAUGACUUUCAAGCGGAGCCGCAGCGACCGGUUCUACAGCACCCGGUGCUGCGGCUGUUGCCAUGUCCGCACCGGGACCAUCAUCCUGGGGACCUGGUACAUGGUGGUCAACCUGUUGAUGGCAAUUUUGCUGACUGUGGAGGUGACUCAUCCAAACUCCAUGCCAGCUGUCAACAUUCAGUAUGAAGUCAUUGGUAAUUACUACUCAUCUGAGAGAAUGGCUGAUAACGCCUGCGUUCUUUUUGCCGUCUCCGUCCUUAUGUUUAUAAUCAGUUCAAUGCUGGUGUAUGGAGCGAUAUCUUACCAAGUGGGCUGGCUGAUUCCCUUCUUCUGCUACCGGCUUUUUGACUUCGUUCUCAGUUGUCUGGUGGCCGUCAGCUCUCUCACUUACUUGCCAAGAAUCAAGGAAUAUCUGGAUCAGCUACCUGAUUUCCCCUACAAAGAUGACCUCCUGGCUCUGGACUCCAGCUGCCUGCUGUUCAUUGUGCUUGUGUUCUUUGUGGUCUUCAUCAUUUUUAAGGCUUACCUAAUCAACUGUGUUUGGAACUGCUACAAGUACAUCAACAACAGGAACGUGCCGGAGAUUGCCGUGUACCCUGCCUUUGAAGCGCCUCCACAGUACGUUUUGCCAACCUAUGAAAUGGCCGUGAAGAUGCCUGAGAAAGAGCCGCCGCCUCCUUACCUGCCUGCCUAGGACGUUCUGCCUUGUCAAUAAACCCUAUACCAGCUUCUUGUCUUGUUCAUUUUACAGAAAGCUGCAACGCGGGGCUCUCAAGACUUGUUUGAUAUAAAGUGCACUGUCUUGUCUGAGCAUUUAUUUUCAAACACUAAGGAGCUUUUGGACAUUUAUGAAAACCUUUUGUUAAGUAUCACAUUUUAGAGACUCUUGGAAGACAAUCUAGGUUAAGCAAGAGCAAAGUGCCAUUGUUAGUCUUUAACUGAGGGGGAGGGAGGGGAGGGGUAGUCUCCAUAUUUUCUUUUUUAACUUUGCACUUUCUUUGUAUAAUGGUUUGUGUUUCAGAUGUUUGAUGCCCUGGAUAUUUUCAGGAGAGUGAAUACAGUGUUUAGAAUGGAUGAGUUGGAUGUAAGAUCUGCAGUUUCCAGCUCUCUGAAACAGGAAACGUAAUAGCAUUUUGACUUGUCCAUGGAAGAUGGUGGUUGCAUGCUUCUAAUUUGUAUGUUUCCAUCUUUGUGAUAAGAUGCUUUAAUAAACCUCUCAAAUUUUA